GAUGUCCGUGCUUCGGCAAGGGGCGAUGUAAAUUGGGUCAUGGGGUUUGUUUCGCUAUGAAAUCACCUUGUAGACACAGUAAAACGCCCAUCGGACGUGUAUUACAGGCAAUGCAAGCAAAUUAGAUACACGUUUAACCUCUGAGUUAUCACAGGCAGGGAAAAAGAUACAGGCGAGCGUACUUCUGAGUGUGGUCAAGUCACAUUUAACAGGUGGUUGCCUUGAAAUGCAGAACUGAACCUACAACAAGCGACUUAUUUCCUGGGUACAGCUAUGUAAUCAGCUCGUGCAAGUAUGUGAUUUGUAUUCUACAGCUGGUAUACUUCAUUGCCUGUCGUCAGAUUAUAGCCAUUCCAGGUAGAACAUAUACUUUUUUCUGUCUGUCGGCUGUCACUCAUUUGCUUUAAAGCGGUUUUGUGGAGACACUUUCUGUGGACUUGUAAACCAGCAGACUUCACUAGGAUUACACGUUUUAAGUUGUAUUCGUUUCCUCAAAUCUCUUGAUGAUUUCAGUGCAUAGGACAGUAUAAACACUGCACAGAUUGUAAUACAUAGCAAAGAGUUUCUUGUGCCCUUGUUAUUUAGAUAUCAGCGUCAUUAUUCUGCAGAACAGCUGUUUUUGAUUCUGCAAAAUUGGACAGUCAAUAUCUAUUUCAUACCAUGUAAUAAUGCCUACAAUUUAGAUCAGUGUUCUUACUGAUGCUUGUAGUAUUAGUCCAUUAGAUUCGAGACCCUUUACCAGGGUAUAUAAUACCAUUUUUUUAAAAUGGCAACUGGGCGUGGGUCUCACACAUAUGUUCUUGUCCUCUAUGAUUACGACUACGUCGCUGACGAUGGAAGUCCAGUUUCAAUAAAGAAAGACGAGGAAUAUGUUUUGCUCAAGAAAGCUAACAAAGACUGGUGGCAUGUCGCUAACCUUCAUGCGAAGGCGAAUGGGGAGAAGCCUUUUUAUGUGCCUGCGGCCUAUGUAGAAGAAAUAUACAAAAACGUGAUAUCAGUAGGACCAGGUGAAAUACGAGAAACGAAUGAGGAUGUUCAAAUGGAUGCUACAGUCACAGUUAAUGAGGACCAAGUAACAACUAUUAAGGUUGGAUAUGAUCAAGAACCAGAGCCGGAUUAUCCUGGUGACCCCCCUGACUUGCACCCUAAGACCCCAAAACCUAACGAGGAUUUAGACAAUAACAACAUGAAGGAUUUCAGUUUUCAGGAAGAUUCGGACUCAGUGAGAGUUAAACAAUCACCCCAAAUUGUGCGGCAGAAAUCGGCGCCCCCUGAGGUUCCACAAAAACCCCAACGAAGGUAUGAAGACCCGACCUAUGCUAAUUUAGAGGAAGUGAGAGUGGCGGCGGGGAUGGACAGACCAUUGUCACAAGUGUCACAGUCGUCAGAUUUGUCACAGGACUCCCCAGAUUCUGACCGAGACUAUGCGAAUUACAGACCAGGUUCUCUCUCUCCCUUUUCCACUUUCGCUAUCUCUCCUCCCUCCCCCAGCCUCGUCCCCAAUAACCCUAAGAAAAAUCUCGACUAUGGCUGGGAAGAACAUCUGGACGAAACUACAGGACGAACUUACUACUACAACGUGCACACGCGACAAACAUCGUGGAACCCACCUCGGGUACGAGCACGUAUUCGCUCACACUCGGAUGCGGUUUUUACCGCCAGGCAACGGCUUCAACUUAACACCAGUCGGGACUCUGCAUUUUCCUCUGAUUUUUCACCUGCGAGUCCAGUUUCCCCUCACAGCCCCAGUAUUAGUCCAUUGAGACCUUCGACUCUCUCCUCUAAAAGUGCCAGUCUUCCGCGAGGUUGGAAACAGGAAGUAAAUGAUGGCGGAGAGGUGACUUUUGUGAAUGACGGUCUUGGGGAAAAGUGGCUGUGUUCCCAAGACGACCAAGGGAGGACAUAUUACUACAAAGAAGAUGGCUCCGAGUCGGCAUGGGAGUUGCCUGAAAUGCCAAAGUUGGAUUACGAAAGACAAUUCUCCAACGACUCGCAACCUGACGAAAGAGAGUUCAGCGCAGACCUUGAUCCCACAGACCAACAUGGCGGCAGCGGAGGCGCACGGCGACCUUCUGCCCCAGUUGGACCGGGCGAGGUGUCACAAUCACCACGGCAACGGGUAUUAAUGCGUACCAGUACUUUACCUAACCACUCGCACAGACCUUCCUUUCUGCAUCUUGUUAGUUCUAGACUAGAGGAGAGCGAUUAUAGCCAUAGAAAGAAAGGGCCUGCACCACAGCCACCAAAGCCUCCAGAAAAAAGAGGAUACCUCAAAGUGACAAAAAUUAUGGAUGGAAAUAAAAAGUUGAAGAAAAAUUGGUCACAGAUCUUUAUCGUUCUCACAGGUCCAAAACUUUUCUUUUAUAAGGAUACUAAAAGUGCUGUAGGGCAGCAAGGUAAACCAGACCAGGAGUUUGAGGUGGGAAAGAUGGACGUGGAGUGGGCCGGCAAAGAAGUCUCCAGUAAAAAGAACACCAUACAGUUAAGCUGCACAGUGGACUUAGAACUUCAACAAUACCUCUUACAGCAAGAUGACCAGGGAGUUAUGCAGGAAUGGCAUUCAGACAUCUCAAAGGCUAUCAAACGAUUUAGACCCAGACCAGCAGAAAGCCUACAACAUAGCACUUCCUUUAAAAAGAGCGCAACAUUACCUGCGACACUCCAAUCCAACGAGAGUUACGACUCCGUUCAAAUGCGACCAAUCAGCGCCAGGGGGCGGUUCCAGUCAUCAUCAAAAAGCAGAAAAUCGGAAUUGGUUCGAAUGGCCAGUAGUAAAUAUAUUGUCACCCCAGACCAGGAAACAGUGGACCAGAUGAACUUCAGUGACAAAAAGAGCAAAAUCCGUGACAGGUUGCUGAAAUUCUUAAAGAAGCGCCCAACGAUGGAGUCUUUACAGGAGCAGGGAAUUUUGCAAGAGAGUGUCUUUGGGUCUCACCUGGAUAGGUUAUGUGAGAGAGAAAGGACUACAGUACCCAUAUUUGUGAAAAGGUGCAUACAGGCAAUAGAGAACAAAGGUCUCAGUAUAGAUGGGAUCUACAGAGUGAGCGGAAAUCUGGCACAGGUGCAAAAACUCAGGUGUGCUGUUGACCAAGGGAUUAUGUCCUUACUUGACCAAGAAGGAGAGUAUAACUUCUUUGAGUCAGAGUGGGACAUCCACGUGUUGACAGGAUCUUUGAAGUUGUUCUUCCGAGAGCUUCAGGAGCCAGUCUUCCCAUUUGCGGUAUUCGAUAGGCUAAUAGCAGCAAUAAAAGGAGACCCAUCUAAACGAAUACCAAUGUUACGAGAUAUUGUAAAGACGCUACCGCGCCCAAACUACGACACCCUCAAAGUAUUAUUUGAACACCUUAAUAGGGUUAUAGGAAGAAGCAAUGAAAACAGGAUGCAGGUUCAAAACAUUGCCAUCGUAUUCGGUCCCACACUGAUGUGGCCGGAAAAAGAAAGCCACAACAUGGCCAUCAGUAUGAUGUUCCAAAGCAAUAUAGUAGAAGUGAUGCUAACAGAGUAUCAGAAUAUUUUCAGAUAGCAACUUACACUGGAUCUUGUAAUAGUUUGAGAAGUAAAUUGAUAAGGACUGCACAGGACAGUACCUGGUAUAAGAGUACGGAGAAAAAGAGGCCAACUUGAACAGAUUUAGUCAUGUUGGAGUUCUUAUAUAGACAGCAGUCAAGUUGUAUUUGUUCCUUCUUUCAUUGGAGAACAAGAUAAAUACAGAAGGCUUCAUUGAGAUUGCCUUCUUCAACCAAUGUGUGUGCUAUGUGUCAGACAGCAUUGUUCAUAUUGGUGCCUUUUGCAUAGAGAUUGUGAAAAUGAAAGACUUUGAGUGAAUUAAGCCCUGUCCACUAAAGCAAAGCAAAGUUUAUGCUAAACAAUGGAACAGUAAAAAACUGCACCUUAAAAGAAUAUUUAAAAAAAAACCACUCUGAUGCCAAAUACAACAGGAAUCCUUUGUAUUUCUUCAUCUGUCUUGCUCUCAUUCAGCCAGGGUGAAAAUUGACUCUCUGUUGAAAAUCUUAAUCCAUGGGCAACAAAGUGUUACUACACAGGUAAUUUACGGAAUCAAAUAUGGAGUUGAGACAGUUUUCAAAAUGAGCCUCACAAAUGGAUGGUCAUUCAAUAUACAUGGCAGGAGGUGAACAGUGUUUAUUGCCAGAGAUGAUAUAUAUGAUUCUUUCAAUGGCUGAAUGGUGAAGUGCAACCUGACUUAAAGGCUAAGUUUAGUAUUCAGAAUGAAUAAGUAGAGAUAGACACUCGCCAUUGAAAUGAUAUUAUAUGAUGGUGUUUUGACUGUAAUUUAAGUCAUGCCAGUUGGAAAAGUGUGUCCUUGAAAAAUCAGACAGAGGAAUUGCAACAUCACUGGUUAUGUUAUUCAGUGGUUAUUACGAUUGAAUUCAUUAAGGUAAUAGAUUGAAAGAAGGGUGUGGUAUUUGAAACACUGAAUUUGGAACAAAUUGAGGCAGUAGAUGAUUCCAGACAUGUGAUCAAAACUGAUGGAAUUUGUGUAGGAGUCACAGCAGUUUUUCUGAAGUUGUAGAGAGAUAAUUUGAUCCUAAACAGAGGUUUUGCCCAUAAGUGAACUUUGAUUUGCUGGUAAAUUUAUGAAAAAAUUCCCAGUUAAAAAGAAAAGCUCCUUUGGAAUUACAAAAUAGAAGUAAGGCAGCAACUAUGAAGCAGCAGGCACCAAGAAGUCUUUUAAUGCUGCCAAAAUGGUUCCCCAAACAAUUGGAACACUGGUGACUUCAAUCACCAAAUGUUAUAUCUCUUAACAAUGACUUAAUAUCAAAUUUGAUAGGGUAUAUUUGUGAUGGUGCUCAUAGUGCACACUAAGGUUGUGAAAAGAGCAAAAACAGUUUAUUUGGUUGGAGUUUAGUGACUUAAGAAGGAUCACAAGUGCUAAAAGUAUGUUGUUUUUUCUGUGAUGGUUUUUCCUGCCUUUGACUUGUGUCCUUUCUUUACUGAAUGUAAGGAGGUAAAUUGGAAGCUAAGCAAGUACAAGAGUUCAAAAUAUGGGUCCAGUGAAUGUAUUUGGAAGUCAUAUAAGGUUAUGACUUUGUUCGUUACCCAUUUAUUAUACAAUCUGACAGUUCAAAAUGUCUAAGUAAGCUUUCCAUUAAGUAUUUUUAAGACGUUUAUGUGAGUUAAAUAAUCAAAUUAUGGGUAAGUAGAAGUAUUAUUGUAAAUAUUUACAUUGAACACAAAUAGACGAAUUGCAAUUCAUUCCAAAUGAAAAUGGUAUGGAUAUUCCACCAUUAUAAGGAAAGAGUGUUUGUAGAAGAUACACAUGAUUUUUGUUUUUUAUGUAUAUAUACAGAUGCACAGCUUCAAAAGACAUAAAUAAUUUUUAUUACUUAAAAGUUUGAAGCAAAAACUGUGUACAAUGUACACUUAAUUUGCAUAAUUUUAUUUAAUGUACUAUUAUAUUGAUAACAAAAGUAGUAAAACCGAUUUACAGGCAUUGACUUAUUAUUUCCAACCAAUGCAAGAAAUGAAUACUUAUUAUUGUUUGUACCAUGUGAAAACAUUGAUUGUGAUUAGUAGAAUAAGAUUAUAAUUUUAAAAGAUUAUUAUUUUACAGAAUGAUUGAAACAUAGGUAAUAUAGUAAUUUUGUUCUGUAUAAGAUAUACAGAAGUUCUGGUUAUUAUGCCAUGUAUCUCUGAUUUAACAAUGAUGUAUUAGUAAACUGUGUAGUGAUUAGGUCUAAUCAAUGAAACCUAUGCAUUCCUUUGUGUUUGUCAGGUUAAUAAAGUCUAAGUUUUCAUCAGUAUAUUAACAAGUAAAUAUUCGUAUAUAAUUCUUUGUCGGUGUAUUUUUUAUUUCCAGCAGAAGAUAUAUAUAUCCCGGUAUAUAUAUUUUCCACUUUGGUUAAAUGUAGCAUACACAAUCUACAUUUCAAAUUUGAAGAGAUUGGUUUUUAAAUAAGAACUUCAGCUAGAUUUAUGGAAUGCAUGGAUAUUUUGGAUUUAAUGCCCUUAAAAGUAGGGUUAACUUCAGUCCAUAUUAAUAUGAAUUUUUUUAAUGUUCUUCAAGUAUAUAUUUCAAGGUUGGAGAAAAUAAAAGGGGGUAAUGUUGUUUAUUGGAAUGGCAUGUUAUUUUGAAGGAGUAACGUUAAAUUAAUGUUAUGGAUUAAUUGAGCAUGGUAGACUAGAGACAUGAAGAGAUGCAAGUUUUUUCAGUGUUAGUGAAUUGUGUUGAUAUAAAAAUGUUCAGAGUUAAGCAAGCUGUUUAACAAUCAGUAGGGUCAAAUUAAAGCAUGUAUAAAUACAAGUUUUUUAAUGUUACUAUAUUGUGUUAAUAAAAAAAUUGUUCACAGUUAA
Messenger RNA from Lingula anatina, 6312 nucleotides. RefSeq names its product rho GTPase-activating protein 12. Gene Ontology annotation, cellular component: cytoplasm. Lineage: Eukaryota; Metazoa; Brachiopoda; Lingulata; Lingulida; Lingulidae. Gene Ontology annotation, biological process: regulation of GTPase activity; signal transduction. Gene Ontology annotation, molecular function: protein binding. The record is from RefSeq and is a predicted model, not a curated record.